This is a messenger RNA of Plasmodium relictum, 1863 nucleotides long. RefSeq names its product U4/U6.U5 tri-snRNP-associated protein 2, putative (gene USP39). Bases 1 to 1863 code for a protein of 620 amino acids. NCBI's taxonomy places the organism in Eukaryota, Apicomplexa, Aconoidasida, Haemosporida, Plasmodiidae. Gene Ontology annotation, molecular function: zinc ion binding; cysteine-type deubiquitinase activity. The transcript has a single exon. The record is from RefSeq and is a predicted model, not a curated record. Gene Ontology annotation, biological process: spliceosomal complex assembly; protein deubiquitination; mRNA processing.
AUGGAAAAAAAAAUAAAGAAAGAAUUUAAAAAUGAAAAGGAUGAAUUAACUUUCAAAAAAAGAAAAAAAGAAGAAAAUACAAAUAAUCUAGAAGAUUAUGUAAAUAAUGAGAUGAAUAAUUUAAAUGUUGGCAUAAAUGAUGAUAUGAAUGAGGUGAACCAUUUGAAAAAUAAUUUGAACAAAACAGAUAAUGAUUUAAAUGAUGAGAUAAAAAACAUGAAUUUAAAUAGAAAUAAAAGUAAAGUUUGCCCAUAUUUACGUACAAUUAAUAGAAAUCUUCUAGACUUCGAUUUUGAAAAAUUAUGUAGCAUUAGUUUGUCAAAUUUACAUGUAUAUGCUUGUUUAGUAUGCGGUUUAUAUUUUCAAGGAAUUGGAAAAGGAACAUAUGCAUAUACUCAUGCUUUAGAAAAAAAUCAUUAUGUUUUUAUUAACUUAGAAACAUGUAAAACUUGUUGUUUACCAGAAAAUUAUGAAAUUGAAGAUGCCUCAUUAAAUGAUAUAAAAUAUUUUUUAAAACCUCUUUACACAAGGGAAGAAGUUGAAUACCUGUGUUUUAAUCCUAUUUUAGGAAAAUCAUUAGAUGGUGCUGAUUUUUUGCCAGGUUGUGUUGGUUUAAACAAUUUAAAAAAUACUGAUUAUUGUAACGUAAUAAUUCAAUUAUUAUGUACUAUUAUACCCUUAAGAAAUAUUUUAUUAUUAUAUGAAAAUAAAAAAAAUAUAGCGAAAAAUUUAAUAAUAGUACUUUCUGAAUUAAUUAAAAAAAUUUACAAUCCUAAAAAUUUUAAAGGAGUUGUAUCUCCUCAUGAAUUUUUACAAGCAGUAGGUAUAGAAUCUAAAAAGAAUUUUAAAAUAGGAACGAAAAAUGAUCCUCUAGAUUUUUUUUUAUGGAUAAUUAAUAAAAUUCAUAAAUAUUCGGAGAAAACUCUGAAAAAAAAAAGAAAAGGAAAUAAUUAUAAAAAUUUGAAAUUAAAAGAAAUUUCUAAAGAUAAAAUGUUGGAAGAAAAUAAUAAUUUUAAGAAGGAAGAAAACAGUUUUACACAGAAAGAAAGUAAUAACAAUAAAAACAGUGUAGACAAAAAAAAAAAAAAGUGGGUAUAUGAGAAAAUAAACAUCAUUGAUUAUUGUUUUGAUGGAGAAUUAAUUAUUAAAACUAAAAGAGAAAAGUCAGAGAUGGAUAAAGUAGAAAAAGAUGGUGAAAAUGAAGAAAAAGAAGUAGCUGAAGAAGAAAUACGUAAAGAAAAAAAAAAAAAUGAAAACAUCCUAGAAGAGGAAAUUGAUGAAGAUGAAUUAAACGAAAAAAAAAACUAUAAAAUUAAAAAAAUUCCAUUUCGUACUCUUUCCUUAAAAUUACCAAAUCCACCAAUCUUUAAAAGUACAACAGAAAGUAAUAUAAUACCUCAAGUUUCUAUUUUUGAGUUGCUAACAAAGUUUGAUGGAGAAACAGAAACCUUUUUGCUUGAUAAGUCUGUUCCUAGUACAUUAAUGAUUUCUAAAUUACCAAAAUAUUUAAUUUUUACUAUUAAAAGGUUUUCAAAAAAUAAUUUUUUUGUUGAAAAAAAUGGAACAAUAGUAAAUUUUGUAAUUAAGAAUUUAGAUAUGAAAGAUUAUGUUCAUCAAGAUUUUCUUACUCAAAAUCCUGUAACCAAAUAUAAUUUAAUUGCAAAUAUAUUUCAUAGUGGUACAGUAAAUCAAGGUUCUUAUAAAAUUCAUGUUUUAAAUCAAUCAACAAAUGAAUGGUAUGAAAUAGAAGAUUUACACGUUAUUUCAAUAUUACCACAAUUAGUUUUACUAUCGGAAUCUUGCAUCCAACUAUAUCAGCGACAAGAUAUACAGUUAGAUGGAGAAAUAAAUCCAAGUUUUUAA